UGCGGUGUCGCGUUAAGGUCACUCUCUGGCUGCCUGAAUUCCCCUCUUUGUGUUUACACAUCCGGGUUUCCCUGUUUGCAGCCCAUUCCCCAUUUAGAAGCCAUUUUGGACACAGAUCAGUAACAUGCAUGUAAACCCCGACCGACCUCCCGACGCAGCGGUGCUACUAUUCAACCGAAUAACCUCAAAAAAGAGCGCCGAGCUUUCGACUUGGAUGUUUUAACGCCUUUUGGACCCACUUCCGAUGCGAAAUGUCGCAUCUUUUAACGGACUAACAGUCCCGGUAGUCAAUUAAUCGCUCCUGUCUUUUCGCGCAACAUUGUUGCAGCGUCGCGGCUAUUGACACGCGUUGUGGUGGUGGAGGUGGUGGUUAGGCUGCUGGAGGGACCGGAGGCCUGUGGUCGUUUUGAUCCUGGACUGAUGUUUUGGCCAACCUGAGUUUUAAUGUUCGUGUGGGAACGAGGGGGGAAUCUCUGUCCUGUAUUUAAAACGGAACAUGUCUUUUUCAUGGCUGACUUGUUCACUUCUUCUGGGAACUUUAUGCGCAGGGUACAGUCUUGGCGAAGCGGAGACCCGGGAGUGUGUGUACUAUAAUGAUAACUGGCGUACGGAGAGGACCAACCAGAGUGGCUUUGAGCGCUGUGAGGGGGAUAAGGACAAGCGCCUGCACUGUUAUGCCUCCUGGCUUAACUCCUCAGGAACCAUCAAGCUGGUGAAGAAAGGCUGCUGGCUGGACGACUUCAACUGCUAUGACAGGCAAGAGUGUGUCUCCAUGGAGGAAAACCCUCAGGUGUUCUUCUGCUGCUGCGAGGGUAACUACUGCAACGAGCGGUUCACCCAUCUUCCUGAUAUGAUUGGCAGCGGCGACCGAGUGAAAAUCCGGCCUCCACCCCGAGUGCCAUCCUUGCUCAAUGUGCUGGUGUACUCCCUGCUGCCGCUCUGUGUGCUGUCCCUGGCCCUCGUUCUGGCCUUGUGGAUGUACCGCCACCGCAAGCCUCCCUAUGGCCAUGUAGACCUGAGCGAGGAUCCUGGACCAGUUCCCCCAUCCCCUUUGGUGGGUCUGAAACCCCUGCAGCUUCUGGAAAUCAAAGCAAGGGGGAGAUUUGGUUGCGUUUGGAAGGCUCAGUUAAUGAGCGAAUACGUUGCUGUAAAGAUUUUCCCCGUUCAGGAUAAGCAGUCAUGGCAAAAUGAGCGGGAGAUAUUCAUAACCCCAGGGAUGAGACAUGAAAACAUCUUGCGUUACAUCGCUGCAGAGAAGCACGGCACCAACCUGGAGACAGAGCUGUGGCUAAUCACAGAGUUUCACGAGAGGGGCUCAUUGACGGACCACCUGAAGGGUAACACUGUGACCUGGUCAGAGCUGUGUCACAUAGCAGAGACCAUGUCCCGCGGCUUGGCUUACCUCCACGAGGACAUUCCCAGCUACAAGGGAGAGGGACCUAAGCCUACUAUUGCACACAGGGACUUCAAGAGUAAGAAUGUGAUGCUGCGAGAUGAUUUGACUGCAGUCAUCGGAGACUUUGGACUUGCUGUACGGUUUGAACCUGGAAAGCCUCCUGGGGAUACACAUGGACAGGUUGGUACGAGGCGUUACAUGGCUCCAGAGGUGCUGGAGGGAGCCAUUAAUUUUCAGCGAGACUCCUUCCUGAGGAUAGACAUGUACGCCAUGGGCUUGGUGCUGUGGGAGCUGGUGUCCCGCUGCUCAGAGACAGACGGUACAGUUGGUGAGUACAUGCUGCCAUUUGAGGAUGAAAUAGGUCAGCAUCCCUCCCUGGAGGAUCUGCAGGAUGUGGUCGUGCACAAGAAGAUGCGUCCAGUCAUUAAGGACUGCUGGCUCAAACAUCCUGGCCUGAGCCAGAUGUGCGAGACCAUCGAGGAAUGCUGGGACCAUGAUGCAGAAGCACGGCUGUCAGCCGGCUGUGUGGAGGAGCGCAUCAGUCAGAUCGCCAGGACGAUAGGCGGCACUACCUCAGACAGCCCCGUCUCCAUCGUGACGUCUCUCAUCAAUGAGGACCUACCUCCCAAAGAGUCCAGCACCUGAAUGGGUGACGCAAUCCCUCACCUGAGCUCCUGACUUUUCCUUGUUCAAAUCCAAACUCAGCGGAUCUCCGUGAAUAUUUAACAACAUAAAGAUCCUAGCAACUUAAACACAGCUGCUAUUUUAUCCCAAUACUGGUAUUUUUAUUAUGUUUGUUUUUUUUUUUUCCAACGUUCAGUGUUUUUCUGUGUCUGAAGUCAGAUCUUACUAAUACAUCCAUCUGCUGUAGUUGAAGUAGUAAAAAGCUAUGCGAUGGGCACAUCUGAUAACACCUAUGUGUCAAAUCUUAAAUGGUGUCAUUACCUCAUGUAUUCCUUUUUGUGUUUAGUCUCUUUUUAUUACCUCAUGAGUUGUCGUCUUUGUAUUUCCUAUUGUGGUCAUGAUCGUCUGCGGCCAAAUGAAAUGAACCGUUGCUCCAAACCUCAGACGACGUGCUGCACACCUCGGAGGAACCGUUUUGAGACUGUUAGACAAAAUAUAUUCAUCUUCCUCAGGGGUUGAAGCUUCUUGUUUUUUAAACUCGGAGGGUGCUCCCUUAUUUUAAACCUGUGAAUUCCUCAGAAUGGAAAGGAGAAAAAAAAAAAAAACAUAAAAAGAAGAAAAAAAAUCUGGAGCACAGCUGUUUUAUUGUAAGGGAGGGAGCUAAAUGAGAGCUGAGCAGUUGUAUUGGACGUUUUUGACUUUUUUGAAGAUUUUGGACAAAUGUCUUGUCCUCAGAACUACCUCUCAGGUAUCCAGCAGGCUUCUUUGGAACAUUUCUUUAAGUUGAAAGCCAAGCUAUCCAGCUAGCUAUCAUGGACAUAUUCCUGGAUUUUUCUUUUUUUCUUUCGUUUUAAUAGAUGAAAUUCAGAGUUACUCCUUUGCCAGUGCCAGGGGCAUUGACGGAUGCUGUUUGGAGUUGCAAUGUUACACAUUCUUAAUUUUAACUCUGUGUGUGUGUGUUUGUGUGAAAGUGUAAGAAUCUAAAGUGAUGCGAGGCAAAUAGUGUUUUUAAAGUAAGAACCAUUGACAGGUAAUUGGAAGUUUAUCUUUGCAAGGGCCAUACUUGAGCAAGCAACAUGUCUGUUUUUUUUUUUUCUUUUCUUUCUCCAUGGUCAGUAGACUCAUUUGGACACCAGUUACCAGAUACCUCAGUCACUGUAGGUCAUGCAAGGAGAACUCAAAUGGUUGCCUUUGUCUCAAAUGCAAUGCCAUAGCUGUACCAUAACAUGAAUACCAUACAUUGAAUGUCCGUUAUGCUGCUGUGACUAUUCCAGGAUACUCAAGGAUUUGUAGAUGUACAUGUAUUCUUUGUUAAUAUAACACUAACAUGUGAUAACUAUCCAUAUUAUGUGAGGCUAAUAUUCUGUUUUUUUUGUUUGUUUUUUGUGUUUUUCCUUCAUUUUUGACUGGGUAGGCCCUCAGCUGCUUACUCCUCCUGACUGACCUCAGAUAUUCUGAAAAGUACCUCAGGCUUUUUUCUACAUGUAUAUCAAGUUGUGUUAUGCAUUUUAUUGUGUUUUAGUAGUGGAGAUAUUUUAUUGCAGGUUGGGCCUCUUUGUGGAGAUUUUUAUUUCUUGGAUAACCUGACCAGUUUUCACAGUGUUGAUGCUCUACAAACCUUAAAGUAGUUAGUCAGAUUCUUGUAAAUAUACGUGUACACACAGAUGUUGAACGCUGAUCUUUUUAAAUACAAAAUCAGGGCAUUGCUCUUGCAGUUACAGAAAGGGAUUUCUCAGCUCAAAAUCCACAUAUAUAAGUUAUUUUGUCAACUAGCCCUGAGAUUCUCUCUUUUUUUUUUUUUUUUUUUUUUUUAACUUUGAGAACAGUGUUACUGAUAUUGGUGUAUAAUGGUAUUGGCUCUUUUGGGUUAGAAGCUGUGAGGGUGGCGCUGACAUCAGAAAACUUUGUUCUUUAUAUAUAAACACCAAUGACAAAAAAAAAAACAAAAAAAAAAACAACAAAAUCCAUUUGUUAUGUUUGGUGCGGGCAGCUUCUGUGAUUGGCCACUUGUUUAAUCAGUAUUGCCUCAAUAUUAACCUGCUGAUGUGAUGUUCUGACACGUUUAAGUGAUAGUUUAGCCACAUUGGACAACACCCAGGCUCAUCUGUUGUACUUGAUUAGUGGUGUGGAAAAGAUAGUGCUUUUUAACAGUGAUCUGUAGCUCUUGCUGAUGUGCAGUUUUGGUAAAGGACAUCUGGAAAAAUAACGGGAUCACGUCAGUGUUUGGAAACCAUCGUUGUGUUUGUAUCAACUUGACUGACUGAUGCAUUGUCAAGGAUUCACAUGAACAAUGGCAUGUCCAACGGUCCAGCAAUAUUUACGAUACAGCAAUAGUCAUUUGAAUAUUAUAGCUUAUGUAAUUAUACUUGGCUGUGACUAAGGAGUUAUCUUCUGCAGAUCAGCACAGUACAUCUCAUCACACCUGGAUCGGCCUCCUGAUGAAAAAAAUUAAAGGGUUGAACUUUCUUUGUUCAACCCCCCCCCUCCCCUUCUUUCCUUCCCAAACGUGGCCCAGGUGCUUUCACGAAUCGUGCCAGAGAAACAACGGUCACGUGGGAAAAUCUGCUGUGAUCGGUUGUUCCCUCCAAACACUGUCUUACACCCAGCUCUUCUGAACCGAAAAACCUUGUUACCUCAUGCAGUACCUCGUUCAGUAACACUAACAUGGAGUCAGUCUCAUCUUCAACAAAAUAGGGGAAAAAAAAAGAAGAAAAAAAAUGAUCAAUUGUGUAUAUAUUUACUUGAUAAAUGUAAACAGUUUCUUCCUUUCAUGUGUGGAUCCUGUGAAAGCAAAAUCCUUUUUUUAUUUACAGUCAGUAUAUUAUUUCUCAUAGUGUGAGUGGAUGUUUGAAUUGAGUGACUUUCCCUGUUUAUGUGAACUGUGUGUGGUUGUUGGUUGGUUUCACUAAAUCAGUACGAAUGAUAACUUUAUAUGUGCAUUGAAAUGCUUAGAAAUAUAAACUAGAUGAGAAUACAUUCAUCUUUUUGUAUAUAAAAAAUAAAGACAAAUCCUGAUUAA
Molecule: messenger RNA, 5039 nt
Organism: Melanotaenia boesemani (Boeseman's rainbowfish)
Lineage: Eukaryota; Metazoa; Chordata; Actinopteri; Atheriniformes; Melanotaeniidae
Product: activin receptor type-2B-like
Exons: 11
Coding region: 497-2041 (514 amino acids)
Biological process (GO): cellular response to growth factor stimulus; protein phosphorylation; activin receptor signaling pathway
Cellular component (GO): plasma membrane; activin receptor complex
Molecular function (GO): activin receptor activity; ATP binding; activin binding
Source: RefSeq, a predicted model, not a curated record